AUGAAGUUGUUAAUUCCACCCGCGCUCAAUGCUCCUUUUGUCUCGUCCCCCGACAGUCUCAUGACGAGUGCUCAUCGUGUGUCUUCAUACGGAAACUUCCGGGACGCUGUGCGUUUUACGCAUAACCCUGACCAAGAUGAUGUUUCGCAAUAUGCGACAUACACACAUCCUAAUCUCGUAAAAGCCUUGAGCCGUAAACUUUGGUUACCUCGUAAUCCUUUCAAAAAAAUAUGCUUGGACGAUACAGUUGAACUAUACAGAGCAUUAACUUCGAGCGAAGGUGGUUCUGGAGUAAUUGGAUACCUUGGCGAAGCCAGUACAUACUUGGGCGAAGCUAGAGUUAGCAUUUACGGAGAACACGAAUUUCCUAUUUCUCCACUUCAUCAACGCUGUGCUACUGGCGAAUCUGAUGUUCGAAAAAUGAGGUCCGCUGAAGCCAUUCAUGAUGGUAAUAAUGAAGGCAGUAAUGAACAUUCGCCUUUUGAUUGCGCACUUUUUUCACCCGAUGAAGAGGGGGUUGUAAGCUUAGGUGAGUUUGUAAGUGGAGAGUUGGAGUCAGGUGAAUUGACAAGCGGGGAAGAAUAUUAG
Acaulospora morrowiae is the source of this 588-nucleotide messenger RNA. The record is from the annotation of a GenBank genome assembly. NCBI's taxonomy places the organism in Eukaryota, Fungi, Glomeromycota, Glomeromycetes, Diversisporales, Acaulosporaceae.